This is a messenger RNA of Entamoeba invadens IP1, 984 nucleotides long. Its product is annotated as syntaxin-2, putative. The transcript has a single exon. Gene Ontology annotation, cellular component: SNARE complex; endomembrane system; plasma membrane. Lineage: Eukaryota; Evosea; Mastigamoebida; Endamoebidae. The coding region runs from base 1 to 984 and encodes 327 amino acids. The record is from RefSeq and is a predicted model, not a curated record. Gene Ontology annotation, molecular function: SNAP receptor activity; SNARE binding. Gene Ontology annotation, biological process: exocytosis; intracellular protein transport; vesicle fusion.
AUGGCAAUUGUCGAUUCUGAAAGAGUCGCAUCCGAAGUUUUUGAGGAGAAUGCAUCAGUUCUCAAAGACGUGGUUUGUGUUGGCGAGCCUGAAAAGCUCCCAAUUCCAAUACAAACUUUUUUGGACGAGGUUGAUGAUAUUAGGAGGCAGUUGAACACCGUAGAAGACAACACCGCCCUUUUGAAAAUCAAACACGAACGGCUUUUAAAAUCGAUGAAACAACGAGACAUUGGAAAAGAAGGCGGUGAGUUGAAAGCGUUGGUUAGCACAUUGUGUAAAGAAGGGAUAGAGGUCGAGAAGAAGAUCGCCAAACUGAAAGAACAGAACGAUCAGUACGAGGUUGAUUAUACAAAUGGGACACUUUCGGAAGUCACUCCAAGCGAGCUCAGAAUACGGCAAAAUCACACAGCAACACUUUCUAAAACUUUUGUCAGGGUAAUGAGGGGGUCAAGAGAAGCACAAGAUAACAUCAAAAAUGAUUUGGUCGAAAAUUAUCAAUUACAAAUCAAAGAAAUGGGAAUAAACAAUCUGCCUCCCGAGCUUUCAACUGUUCAGGUUAUUCCGUCACAACAAGAAAUUAAGAAGAAACUUUCUGUGUCAAAACUGGUCAAAGAAGCCUCAAGGAGAAUGAAUAAGACAGACGGCUUGAAAACACUGGCUUACAUUAAGGCGCGUCAUGACGAGAUCUUGUGUAUUGUACGAAGCAUUGAUGACUUGUCACAAACAUUUGUUGAUGCUGCCAUUUUGGUACAGAUGCAAGGCGAGAUGAUCAACGACAUAUGCAAAAAUUGCGAAACUGCCCAAGAGUACACACAGCUCAGUGUCCACAGAAUUCAGACAUCCAAAAAAUUGACGAAGAAAGGAAGGUUCAAAAAAGCGUUUUAUAUCAUCUGCUCGUGUAUGAUCAUCUUUGUUAUUAUUGUCUGUGUCGGCAGUAUUGUACUUCCAAUUCUUAUCAAAGCUGCCGAGUUUACACUGGCCUGA